This is a messenger RNA of Vitis vinifera (wine grape), 648 nucleotides long. RefSeq lists its product as uncharacterized. The coding region runs from base 1 to 648 and encodes 215 amino acids. The transcript has a single exon. Lineage: Eukaryota; Viridiplantae; Streptophyta; Magnoliopsida; Vitales; Vitaceae. The record is from RefSeq and is a predicted model, not a curated record.
AUGGCAGCUGAAAGUAGUAACUUUGUUCAACCUGCAAUUCCUAAGUUCGAUGGCCAUUAUGAUCAUUUGUCUAUGCUUAUGGAAAAUUUUCUUCGUUCAAAGGAGUAUUGGAGCCUGGUCGAGAAUGGAAUCCCUGCUGCAGCAGAAGGAAUAGAGCCUAUUGAAGCUCAACAGAAGGCAAUUGCAGAUCACAAGCUGAAAGACUUGAAGGUCAAGAAUUAUCUGUUCCAAGCCAUAGAUCGAAACAUUAUGGAGACCAUCCUCAAUAAAGAGACUGGUAAGCAUAUCUGGGACUCUAUGAAGCAGAAGUACCAAGGUUCCACAAGAGUCAAAAGGGCACAACUUCAAGCACUUCGAAGGGAGUUUGAGGUUCUGCAGAUGAAAGAGGGUGAAAGUGUUGAUGAGUAUUUUGCUCGAACACUCACCAUAGCAAACAAGAUGAAGAUUCAUGGUGAAAGCAUGAAGCAAGUGGUGAUCAUUGAAAAGAUCCUGAGAUCAAUGACUUCAAGGUUUGACUAUGUUGUGUGUUCAGUUGAAGAGUCUAAUGAUUUAGACACUUUAACCAUUGAUGAGUUGCAGAGUAGCUUGUUGGUUCAUGAGCAGAGGAUGAAUGGGCAUGGAAGAGAUGAGCAGGCAUUGAAGGUGUAG